Molecule: messenger RNA, 5149 nt
Organism: Scleropages formosus (Asian bonytongue)
Lineage: Eukaryota; Metazoa; Chordata; Actinopteri; Osteoglossiformes; Osteoglossidae
Gene: msh6
Product: mutS homolog 6 (E. coli)
Exons: 10
Coding region: 93-4226 (1377 amino acids)
Biological process (GO): mismatch repair
Cellular component (GO): MutSalpha complex; nucleus
Molecular function (GO): mismatched DNA binding; ATP binding; ATP-dependent DNA damage sensor activity
Source: RefSeq, a predicted model, not a curated record
AAUACGGGCUGGUGUCUCGCGACCAUUUCGCCGAAGAGGGAAAGUAUGACUGUAACUGAAAGGAUUCAGUAAAAUACUUUAGAAUUGUCACAAUGUCUAAGCAAAGCAGCAUUUUCAGUUUUUUCUCUAAAUCUCCGCCUCUCGUUUCAAAAGUAAAACCUAGCCCAUCUCCGACCGAGGCAGACUUGCCGUCAUCGACCGGUAAAUCCAACUGUUCCCCGAAAGAAGAAGCAAAGCUAAGAGCACCACAGAACACUAAAAAGCCGCUGGAGAAACUGAACAGAACACCGGCUAAAGGAGGCAUCAGCAACCUUUUCACCGACAAAAAGCACUCUACUAAAGAAAGUCCAUCAUGUGCCUUCAGUGCCGGAGCUUUAGUGUGGGCCAAGCUGGAAGGGCACCCCUGGUGGCCAUGCAUGGUGGUGCCCCAGCCCCUGACUGGACAGCAAAUGCGUGGCCACGGCCGGAAGCAGCGCCUACACGUCCACUUCUUUGACAAGCCUCCAACACGGGGCUGGGUCAGUGUCCGGUACGUCAAGGAGUAUCAAGGAUCCAACAGCCCUGAUGCAAAGAGCGGAGGCAUGUUCUUCAGUGGGAAACCAGUGAUUCGCCAGGCGAUGGAACUGGCGGACAAAGCUCUUGCUGACAGCCCAGAGAAGAGGCUGAAGAUGACGGUCUGCACAGAUCCCUCUGAUGAAGAGGAGGAAGAAGAAGAAAUGGAGGUAGAUAAGUCCACAAUAACAGAUGAAGAGCUGACUGGGGAGGAGGAGGGAGUAGAAAUUAAGGCAAAAGCCAGUAGAUGUUCCACCAGGAGCAGACAGGGGGGAGAGCAGAAGCCCAAGAGACGUCGGAUUGUGGUGGCAUCUGAUAGCGAAGGCUCCGAUGAGGAAUUCAAGCCAGACCAGGCUGGUAGCAGCAGUGAGGAAGAGGAAGAUGUCAGCAGUGGGGUGGAUGAGGAGGAAGAAGUGAGUGAGCCAGAAUCUGAGCCAGAUAGUCCUGUCAAGCCUGUAAAGCGAAAACGGCCAUCUGAGAAACCGCCAAAGGCUAAAUCUACCCCUGCGCCAUCAGAAUCCCCCAAAAGUGCCUUGGCUAGUCUCUCCUCCGUCUCAGCCAAAACAAAGUCCAAGUUGUCAGCUUUCUGUGCUCCAGAGAGCUUUGAGAGCCAGGGGAAUAGCACAGGGGGAUUUGUGGGUGGAGGAAAUGUUUGGGACCACGAGAAGCUUGAGUGGCUGCAGGAUGGCAAGAGGAAGGAUGCCAAAAGGCGGCGACAGUCUGAUGAGGAUUAUGACCCCACAACCCUUUACAUGCCAGAGGACUUUCUGAACAGGUCUACACCUGGAAUGCGGCGCUGGUGGCAGCUCAAGUCAGAGAUGUUUGACACAGUCAUCUUCUACAAGGUGGGCAAGUUCUACGAGCUCUACCACAUGGAUGCAGUGAUAGGAUUCAAUGAGCUGGGCCUCACCUUCAUGAAAGGCACCUGGGCACACUCUGGCUUUCCUGAGAUUGGUUUCUCCCGCUUCUCUGAUGUCCUUGUGCAGAGGGGCUACAAGGUAGCUCGUGUGGAGCAGACAGAGACACCAGAGAUGAUGGAGGCACGCUGCAAGACCAUGGUACGGCCUACAAAAUUUGACCGUGUGGUACGGCGGGAGGUCUGCCGGAUUAUCACACGGGGCACACAGACGUACAGUGUGCUGGACGGUGCCCCCUCUGAGACCCAGAGCAAGUACCUCCUCAGUGUGAAGGAGAAGGCUGGGGAGGAUAGCUCAGGCUGCCAGCGCACUUACGGAGUGUGCUUUGUGGACACCUCUGUGGGCCGCUUUUGUGUAGGCCAGUUCCAGGACGACCGCCACUGCUCUCGCUUCCGCACGCUGGUAGCACACUUUCCUCCCACUCAGGUGCUCUUUGAGAGGAGUGGCCUCUCUGCUGAGACACGCAAACUGCUGAAGUCCUCCCUGUCCUCAGCCCUGCAGGAGGGGCUUGUACCUGGGACCCAAUUUUGGGAUGCUCCCAAAACCCUUAAGGUGCUGUCGGAGGAGGACUAUUUUACAGAAAGUGGGUCAAAAAGUGGAGGGACAGCUGGUGAGUUCCUCCCAUCAGUGCUCAAGGCCAUGACAUCUGGAAGUGACUCACUGGGCCUCACACCUGGUGAGGGCUAUGAGCUGGCCCUCUCUGCCUUGGGUGGCUGUGUCUUCUAUUUGAAGAAAUGCCUGAUUGACCAGGAAUUGCUCUCGAUGGCCAAUUUUGAGGAGUAUGUCCCUGUGGACGUGGAGAUCGAGAAGACAGCUGGCCCAGCCAGCUUCUUUGCUCAGACACGCCAGCGCAUGGUUCUGGAUGGGGUGACUCUGGCCAACCUGGAAAUCCUUCAGAAUAAUUCCACAGGGGGUUUGGAGGGGACCCUGCUCGAACGCCUGGACUCUUGUUGCACCCCUUUUGGCAAGCGGCUGCUGAAGCAGUGGCUCUGUGCCCCACUCUGCAAUCCUUCCUCAAUCAAGGAUCGACUUGAUGCCCUAGAAGACCUGAUGGGUGUACCAGCUCAAACCAGUGAGAUUGUAGAGCUGCUGAAGAAACUUCCAGACCUGGAGAGACUUCUGAGUAAGAUCCACAGCAUGGGGACCCCUCUGAAAGGCCAGGACCACCCUGACAGCCGUGCAGUUCUGUACGAAGAGAUCACCUACAGCAAGCGCAAGAUUGCCGACUUCUUAUCAGCACUAGAGGGCUUUAAGACCAUGCAACAGAUUGUGUCAGUCUUGGGAGCAGUGGCUGAGGGCUUCCGGUCUAAACUGCUUUGCCAGGUGGUGCUCAAGAAGACUGAUAGUGAAGAAGGCCUCUUCCCAGACCUUUCUGGGGAGCUCAAGCGGUGGGACACGGCCUUUGAUCACCAGAAGGCCCGCAACACUGGUGUCAUAACCCCCAAGAGUGGCUUUGACCCAGAGUAUGACCAGGCGCUGGCUGGAAUCAAGGAAAGCGAGCAGGCCUUUCAGGAGUACCUGGAUCGGCAGAAGAAGCGGCUGGGCUGUAAGAGCCUGACGUACUGGGGCACUGGUCGAAACCGCUAUCAGAUGGAGGUGCCUGAUAGUGUGUCAGACCGCAACAUCCCAGAGGAGUAUGAAGUAAAGUCCACUAGGAAGGGCUGGAAGCGGUACUGGACACGGGAGAUUGAGCGGCUCUUUUCAGAGCUACAGGGCUGGGAGGAGAAGAGGGAUGCUGCGCUCAAGGACUGCAUGCGCAGACUCUUUUACAACUUCGACAAGAAUUACAGAGACUGGCAAACAGCAGUGGAGUGCAUGGCUGUAGUGGAUGUGCUGCUGAGCCUGUCCCGGUACAGCCAAGGCGGUGAUGGGCCCAUGAGCCGGCCUGAAGUGUUGCUUCCAUCAGACACUCCUGGGUCCACACCUUUCCUGGACCUCAGGGGAUCCUGCCACCCCUGUGUCUCCAAGACCUUUUUUGGUGAUGACUUCAUCCCCAAUGACAUUGCUAUUGGCUGCACUGGCACUCAGGAUGAAGAUGAAGAGAGGGGAGAGGCAUCCUGUGUACUUGUUACUGGGCCAAACAUGGGGGGCAAGUCCACCCUGAUGAGGCAGUGUGGGCUGGUGGUGAUCCUAGCGCAAUUGGGCUGUUACGUGCCAGCAGAAAGCUUGCGCCUGACCCCUGUGGACAGGAUCUUUACCCGGUUGGGUGCUUCAGACCGCAUCAUGGCAGGUGAAAGCACUUUCUUUGUAGAGCUGAGUGAGACAGCCAGCAUCCUGCACCAUGGCACCAGACAUUCUUUGGUGCUCCUGGAUGAACUAGGUAGGGGCACCGCCACAUACGACGGCACAGCAAUUGCCAGUGCGGUGGUAAAGGAGCUGGCCGAACACAUUCACUGCCGCACACUCUUCUCUACCCACUACCAUUCCCUAGUGGACGACCAUGCCCAGGACCCUGCCGUGAGGCUGGGUCACAUGGCAUGCAUGGUGGAGAACGAAUGUGAGGAUCCCAGCCAGGAGACCAUCACUUUCCUCUACAAGUUCAUUCCGGGAGCAUGCCCCAAAAGCUACGGGUUUAAUGCCGCCCGGUUGGCCCGCAUCCCAGAGGAGGUUAUUCAGUUGGGACACAAGAAGGCCAGGGAGUUUGAGAGGAGCACCAUUGCCCUUCGGGUUUUCAAGCAACUCUGUGCAUUUGCUGACAACUGCAAGGCUGACACUGGACGUUUCAUCGCAUUGGUUCGGAAGAUGGGUGAAAUCUGACAGCAUAGUGGUUUGGUUUCGCUCUCCUUUCAUCUUCCUUACACAACACACUUAUCUGUUCACAAAAUGGUUCACUACUGAAAUGAACUAAUAAACUUUAUUUUAAAAAUGACCAUUUUUUUCCUUUGUCUAGGAAAUUAAACUUUUAAUUCAUACUAGCAUCUACAUAAUGGUUAUUGAAUACUCCACAAUAUAUUAAGUCUAGAUGUUAUGGUACAUGCAUACAAUCCAGGCUGUAUGAGAACCCACAGUCACCAAUACACAUGGAUGAAAAAAGCUAUGAAACUGUAUACAGCUGUAUAGGUACUUGUCUUAGCUUCAAUAUAGCAAGAAGCUCCAUCUCCAGCAAUGUAUUUACACUUGAAAAAACCCCCAUUGCCUUUACUUUUAAACCAUAGGAUAGUUCUCAAGACUGGCUUUAGUUUUCCCUCCACACAGAUUUAGGAGUCUUUGCAAGGUGUUCCUGUUGACACCAAAUGUUACAGAAACCAGGCUCCUGCAAAACAGCCAUCAUGACAGUUAAAGUCAGUAACAUUGCUGGAAGAAAUUAGUGUUAUGUUUUAAACUUUAUCCUCUUUCACAGAAAGAACUUAGAUACUGGGACAUGAGUAUAAUUACAGCAAAUGUAAGGGUAUGCGCUACUCAAAGAAAAUAUAAUGGACAUUCAAGUACAGUAAUAUUUUUGCUUGAAAUACAAAACUACAUGAGAAAGCAUUAAAAUCAAACAUCUCAAUGUUUUUAAAAAUAAAAAAAAAAGCGAAGUGCUAGGUCACAUUUUACCAUACAUAUAUAUACCACCGCAACAUUUGCCCAUGAACAGGUCCUAGGGCAGCAGUCUGGGUGCAGCUCUGCGUCUGGUGCAGGAACAGCUGUUAGGAGGAGGGCUAUGGCUCCACUUGCAUAAAGGAAAAAAAAAAAAAAAA